Molecule: messenger RNA, 462 nt
Organism: Apiotrichum porosum
Lineage: Eukaryota; Fungi; Basidiomycota; Tremellomycetes; Trichosporonales; Trichosporonaceae
Exons: 3
Coding region: 1-462 (153 amino acids)
Biological process (GO): quinate catabolic process
Molecular function (GO): 3-dehydroquinate dehydratase activity
Source: RefSeq, a predicted model, not a curated record
AUGUCUGGCAUUAACGUCCUCCUGAUCCACGGCCCCAACCUCAACUUGCUCGGCAGCCGCGAGCCCGAGAAAUAUGGAUCCACUACCCUGGCCGACAUUGAGAGCACCGCAGCUGCAGCAGCCAAGGAGGCUGGCGGCUCGCUCGUCGCUUUCCAGAGCAACCACGAAGGUGCCCUCCUGGACCGCAUCCACGCUGCCAGGUCGGAGGGCAUUGACGCUAUUAUCAUCAACGCAGGCGCCUACACUCACACCUCUGUCGCUCUGCAGGAUGCCUUGACCGGCGUCGAGAUCCCCUUCAUCGAGUUCCACAUCACCAACGUCCACGCCCGCGAGCCCUUCCGCCACCACUCGUACCUGUCGUCCAAGGCUGCUGCCGUCGUCUGUGGCCUGGGUGUGGCUGGAUACCCCCUCAUUGUCUCACAUGUGUGCAAGACAUACAAGAAGAAGGCCGCCAAGGCAUAA